AUGGCGUCGCGGUCGUCAGUGAACCGCCCGCCGACGCCGGAGCCUGAGGGGCGAGUGGGGGGUGGAGGGGAGCCCACGUCGCUGCGACAAGUGGUGGACGCUAAGCUGUUGGAGAGUGGGGAGAAGGAGCGAUUAAAGACGUUGUUGCAGGACAGAUUGGAGGAGUGUGGGUGGACGGACGACCUUUUGGUCUACGCCAGAGCAUAUGUGAGCAAGGUGGGACAUGAGAACGUCUCAUUGGAGGAGCUUAUACGGGCCAUCACACCCAAAGGCCGAGCAUCUGUGCCAGGACCAGUGAAGGCGGAGCUGCUUCAACGCAUUCAGUCCUUCCUCACUACCAAGUGA
Closterium sp. NIES-65 is the source of this 345-nucleotide messenger RNA. The record is from the annotation of a GenBank genome assembly. NCBI's taxonomy places the organism in Eukaryota, Viridiplantae, Streptophyta, Zygnematophyceae, Desmidiales, Closteriaceae.